Lycium barbarum (goji berry) is the source of this 1152-nucleotide messenger RNA. RefSeq names its product adenine phosphoribosyltransferase 5-like. Gene Ontology annotation, biological process: adenine salvage. Gene Ontology annotation, cellular component: cytoplasm; cytosol. The record is from RefSeq and is a predicted model, not a curated record. Gene Ontology annotation, molecular function: adenine phosphoribosyltransferase activity. The transcript has 7 exons. NCBI's taxonomy places the organism in Eukaryota, Viridiplantae, Streptophyta, Magnoliopsida, Solanales, Solanaceae. The coding region runs from base 294 to 866 and encodes 190 amino acids.
GGCCCUUUAGAGUUUUGUUUUAUAAACCACUUGUCAUUGAUGCACACCACCAAAGAUAGAAAGAGAGAGAAAAGAAGAGAAGAAAGAUUUGAUACUUUUAUUAUCUUACUUUGAGAGGGAAAAGAAAUGCAAAGAAAGAAGCAACCACCCUAUUCCUGUUGGAACUAGCAACUACUCCAUUAAAAGACAUUGAAGGGUGAGAAAGUACACUGUCUUCUGCUCAGUAUAAACAACCAAUUCUCCCCUUCUUUUAGGGAUAGAAAGAGAAACACAAAGAUAAAAAAACAAGGAAGAUGUUUGCUGCUGAAAAUGGACUUAGAGGAGACCCAAGGCUUCAGGGCAUUUCUCAAGCCAUUAGAGUAGUUCCUGAUUUUCCUAAACCAGGAAUAAUGUUUCAGGAUAUUACCACUCUGUUGUUGAAUCAUAAGGUCUUUAAAGACACUGUGGACAUAUUUGUUGAUAGGUACAAAGACAUGGACAUCUCUGUUGUUGCUGGAAUUGAAGCUAGAGGGUUCAUGUUUGGUACAUCUGUAGCUCUAGCCAUUGGUGCAAAGUUUGUUCCAUUGCGCAAGCCAGGAAAAUUGCCAGGUAAGGUAAUUUCAGAAUCAUAUGAACUUGAGUAUGGGAAAGAUUGUUUGGAAAUGCAUGUUGGAGCUGUACAGCAGGGCGAUAAAGCAGUCGUAAUUGAUGAUUUGGUAGCUACUGGCGGAACGCUUUCUGCAGCAAUUAAACUUCUAGAACGGAUGGGGGCCAAAGUGAUUGAAUGUGGUUGCGUUAUCGGAGUGCCAGAUGUCAAGGGGCAAAGCAGGCUAAAGGGAAAGCCUCUCUAUAUUCUUGUCGAACCUCGGGAACUAGAGGACUCUUGAUGAGAUAUGUGAAUCCUUAGGUUGAUUUCUGUCAAGGAAGAGAUGAUGCCUAUGCGAAAAUUACAACUGUUGGCCAAAUCUCAAAUUUUGUUGCCAUUUACCCUGUAUUGGCCAUUUCUCUUUUUUUUUUCAUGUGUUUCUUUCAGUUUCAUGAUUAGUUAUUUCAUUGUUUGAGAUUUCUUGUAAAAUGCACGACCGAAAAUGUGCCAUGACAGGUGGGUUUGACCAUACGACGUCCUAUCUAAUUUAAUUUAAUGCAAUUCAUUUUUUUCCAUCUUUUUAAAAA